This is a messenger RNA of Lynx canadensis (Canada lynx), 749 nucleotides long. It is a transcript of the gene PLAAT4, whose product is annotated as phospholipase A and acyltransferase 4. The transcript has 4 exons. NCBI's taxonomy places the organism in Eukaryota, Metazoa, Chordata, Mammalia, Carnivora, Felidae. Gene Ontology annotation, molecular function: glycerophospholipid phospholipase A1 activity; A2-type glycerophospholipase activity. The record is from RefSeq and is a predicted model, not a curated record. The coding region runs from base 75 to 545 and encodes 156 amino acids. Gene Ontology annotation, cellular component: cytoplasm. Gene Ontology annotation, biological process: N-acylphosphatidylethanolamine metabolic process.
AAGGAAAGCGAAAGCAAAACUCAACUUUGGUGCAACAGCCGGCUCACCAGUGGCAAACACCACCAGACACAGCCAUGGCUCAGUUUCAUGGAGAACCCAAGCCUGGAGACCUGAUUGAGAUUUUGCACAUUGGCUAUGAGCACUGGGCCAUCUAUGUGGGAGACGGUUAUGUGAUCCACCUGACUCCUCCAAGUGACCUCCUGGGGGCCAGCUUCUCCAUCAUCUGCUCCGUUCUGAGCAGCAAGGCGGUGGUGAGACAAGAGCUCCUGCGGGACGUGGUGGGGCACUGCCGCUAUAGGGUCAACAACCACUUGGACCACAAGUACAAACCACAGCCUGUGAAAGUGAUCAUCUGUUCUGCGAAGAAGAAGAUUGGUGAGGAGAUGGAGUACAGGCUUCUGGGCAAGAACUGUGAGCAUUUUGUCACCGAUCUGAGAUACGGUGUGCCCCACAGCAGGCAGGCGGAACAUACCCUGAUUGGAGGAGGGGUGUCCCUGGGACUCGGCAUUCUAGGCAUGGUUGGCUACUCGCUUGUGAAGACAUGAUCCCAAAAGCAAUGACAGCCCGAAGGAGCCCCAAAUCCUUCAGCUGCAGAGACCAGUGGAGACACCCCAUGGCUCCUCUGUCUACCGGACCCUCAACCUCCAGCAACCUGUCGUUCUGUCUCUCCCUCUCCCUCUCUCACUGGCUGAAGGAUGGGCUAAUUGUGCCAAGACCAAUGAAUGAAGUAAAUAUAUCUUCAAGAAGGA